GCUGGUACAAGACCAUAAAGGCACACAUCAAACACAACUGAACUUCUAAUGAUAGAGCUCCUAACAUUGCUAUCCACAACGAAGUGUUUAGCUGGGCUACCUGCUAAACACUUUAUUCGUCUAUUCUAAUUGAACAUAAAGGUUUUGGUCAUAGCAACAGAGACAUUAUCGGAGGGGUGCUAAACUAAGCGUAGUCAGGUUGGCAAGCGACGCUAGAUACAUUUUUGUUUCGUUUUUGACAAGAAUAACUCUGCAGACAUGUCCUCAACUGGGAGAAAACAGUCAAAGAAAAACAAAAAUGUCGAAGACUCAUCUGACAUUAUAAAAUCGUUUGAUUUCACGUUUGAGGAAGGAAAGAAAGGACUGAGUUGUUCAGAGGAUGACACGCGAGAAGAGGAACCUCCUGUGGUUGACAGGUUGACCAAGAAACGGAUAUUUGAGGAGGAUGACCUUCACGUCGGAGUGGGGAACGAGGUACAAAGUAUGUUGGAGAGAUUUGGAGCUGAUAUAAGCAAAGCCAUGCAGGCCAAGAGGAAACGUUUGGAGACCUUCACCAAGACCUCACUAAAGGGCAGCAAUCAGAAACUGGAGCAGCUGUGGAACUCCCAGUUUACACAGAGGCAGAAGCUGACCCAUGAGUAUUCACAGCAGAUGUCCUCUGUGCUGCAACAGUGGGAGAUCGAUGCUCAGAAAUCAGAGGAUCAAGAGGAAAAGUUGAAUAACCUGUUUCGCCAGCAACAAAAGCUUUUUCAGCAGGCUAGAGUCGUGCAAAGUCAGAAACUAAAAACCAUCAAAGAGCUAUACGAGCAGUUCAUUAAGAACAUGGAAGAGAUGGAGAAGAGCCAUGAAACAUUCCUGAAGGGGGCACAGGUGGAGCUGAAGAAGGAGAUGGCCAUGUUGCAAAAAAAGAUCAUGAUGGACACACAACAGCAAGAGAUGGCUACUGUCCGCAAGUCUCUCCGGUCAAUGUUGUUCUGAGGAAGUGUAAUCUGUUUUUCUGUCAGCAAGAUUGUUUUUCAUUCUAAAUUUCACAAUCAUUUGAAACGGGAAAGGAAAGACAUGAAAUGUUGUCAAACCUUGUUUCUUUGUAUGUUCCUAUGCUGAAUUAAUUCAGUAACGUAUUGCUUAUAAGGAUAUUUAUUUGCCUACAAGUUCUCUGCCAAUUGUAUUCUUACCUGUAAUCUGUUGUUUGAAGUGACAUUUUACUGUGUUCAAGUUUACAGCUAUUUGCACUUUUUAAAUAAAUUAUUUGUAUUAA
Esox lucius (northern pike) is the source of this 1258-nucleotide messenger RNA. It is a transcript of the gene sycp3, whose product is annotated as synaptonemal complex protein 3. Gene Ontology annotation, biological process: meiotic cell cycle; spermatid development. The coding region runs from base 259 to 978 and encodes 239 amino acids. Gene Ontology annotation, cellular component: synaptonemal complex. NCBI's taxonomy places the organism in Eukaryota, Metazoa, Chordata, Actinopteri, Esociformes, Esocidae. The transcript has 8 exons. The record is from RefSeq and is a predicted model, not a curated record.